ACACAUCAUAAGCAAGUGCAUUACAUGGGCUUGCAAGGAGAGGUGAAAGGGGUUUAUGCUGUAUGUGUAAAUGAGGCUUAAUUAUAAAAGUUCUGGUAAGGUAUAAAAUCUCAUAUACUGAAAUAUAUUCCCUUCUCUAAAGCAUCAUCACAUUGAUAGGAUGAAAGGCACUAAAAGAAUAAUCUGACUAAAGGAGGAUUCCAACCUGAAAGUAAAGAGAAACUAAUUUCAAUGGUGGCAGAGGUUCAAAACAAGACUUUUCACCCAUGUUAACUCCAGGACAGAUAUUUUUGUGUGUAUGAUACCCUUGAAAUCAGAUGAUAUGUGCUGAGUGGGUAAAGUGUUCUAUUUCUUGAAAAGGGUUACAAAGUUAAAAUGUAACAGCUUGAUUUUGUGUGAAAUGUACCAGAAAAAAAGAUUUGCAUGUGCAGAGUAUUGAAAUAAGAGCGUCUUUGAUUGGCUAUGCGACACACACCCACUCACUCAGCAAUAAAAAUAUAAUUCUUGAAAAUUGUCCCCUUUAGACAUUUGGAAGCUGCAGGAAGCCCCUAAUCGACAGCUCUUAUAAAUUCUUUCUACUUCAUAUUGUUUGUUCCCCAGUCAACACUAUAACACUAUGGCUCUGUUAAUCCAUAUUCUUUCCUGCUUGUUUGGAAUGGGCUCAUGGGUGGCUAUCAAUGGUAUGUGGGUAGAGCUUCCACUGAUUGUUCCCGAAAUCCCUGAAGGCUGGUAUCUCCCUUCCUAUCUUACUGUGCUCAUUCAGGUAGCCAACGUGGGUCCUCUCUGUGUCACCUUGAUGCACCGGUAUCGUCCACAGAUGCUAAAUGAACUGGCAGCCAUUUACACAAUUAUUGGAAUUGGUAUUCUUGCCAGUUUCCUCUUGGCUUUUUUCUGGAAGGAAACUCUUUCUGUUGCUGGCAGUGUGCACAGUGUGGCUCUUCUUGUUCUCACGUUCUUCCUUUCAAUAGUGGACUGCACAUCGUCUGUGACUUUUCUUCCUUUCAUGAUGCGUCUCAAACCUCAGUACCUUACAACAUACUUUGUCGGUGAAGGACUCAGUGGCUUGGUACCAGGAACUGCUGCCAUUAUUCAAGGAGUCGGAAUGGUCCAAUGUGUUAACCAAACAGAAAGAGUCAAUGGAAGUACAGAAAACUCAACAACUAGUCAACUUCAGGCCUGGUACCAGCCAGCUAACUUUUCAACUCAAGUCUUCUUCUUUUUUCUCAGUUUAAUGAUGGUUGUAUGCUUAGUGGCUUUCCUACUUUUGAAUUAUCUCCCCUUAGUCCAGCAAGAGCAUAAAUCUGCCAAAUGCUAUGAAACUGAUAUUACCAAUGCAAGAGAGUUAAAAGCCAGAAACAGCAGGAAACCAGAACACAAACCUAUGAUCAGCCAAGCAGAGGAUGGCAAACCUACAAAACAAACCAGAUUUGGCACUGGAAGAUACAGCUGGUCCCAGGUCCUCUUUAUAUUUGUGGUACUAGCCUGGGCAAACGCAUUGACCAAUGCCGUUCUACCUUCUGUUCAGUCCUAUUCUUGUCUCCCAUAUGGUAAUAAUGCUUACCACCUUUCAGCCAUUUUUGCGGCUCUGGCUAAUCCUCUGGCCUGCUUUAUCUCCAUGUGGAUGCCCAACAGGUCUUUCGUGCUGUUGGGAAUACUGACCCUAGCUGGUACCACAAUUGGCUCCUACAUCAUGGCGAUGGCAGUACUCAGCCCCUGCCCGGUAUUAAUACAUGGAAACACAGGGACCACACUAAUUGUCAUAUCCUGGCUGCUUUUUGUCCUUUUUCUUUCUUACGUGAAAGUAAUGAUUGGUAUAAUUCUCCGAGAUGAGGGCCACAGUGCUCUGGUGUGGUGUGGGGCAGUUGUGCAGUUAGGAUCCAUGCUGGGAGCUUUGACAAUGUUUCCUCUGGUUAGCGUGUACAGAAUAUUUCAAUCUGGAGACCCAUGUAACACACAGUGCCCAAUCUGAAUGACUUUUCUGAACAAUGGAAUGCUGCUGACUUUUUGCUGUCUACACUUUGAACUUAAGGUUUACUGUAAAUAAAAAAUUUGGAAGCACAAUAUGUAUGUAUGUAUGUAUCCAUCAUGAUGAGAACAAAGCUGCCUUCUUAAAAGCUGUUUGCAAAAUUAGAUGUGUUAUAGGUUUUUAUGUAUCACAAAAAACAAUAGUAAGAAUAUUUUUACUUUCAUAAAAUGCUAAAAACUAUUAAUAAAAUUGUAUUGCUUUUCUCAUUGUUGUUAACUUAGCAAAUGUAAAUGUUUUCGGUUGCUGUUUCAUACUUUUACAUGUGAUGCACUGGGUUUGUUCAGUUUCUUAAUUAAACUGUUUUACAAAUACUUGACGUUUCCUCCAUCCAUUCGUUUUUCUGAAUCUUUUCACUUUAGUGCAGGAUUGUGGGUUGCCAAAGCCUAUCUUGGAUGUAUUUAAUCAUUGGACCCAACCCUAGAAGGGAUACUAGUUAAUCAUAGGGUACACUGACACCAAGACAGUUUAUAGCUACCUGUUAAGUUACUCUGGAAA
Messenger RNA from Erpetoichthys calabaricus (reedfish), 2521 nucleotides. Its product is annotated as riboflavin transporter 2. The coding region runs from base 617 to 1969 and encodes 450 amino acids. The record is from RefSeq and is a predicted model, not a curated record. Gene Ontology annotation, molecular function: riboflavin transmembrane transporter activity. Gene Ontology annotation, cellular component: plasma membrane. The transcript has 4 exons. Gene Ontology annotation, biological process: riboflavin transport. Lineage: Eukaryota; Metazoa; Chordata; Cladistia; Polypteriformes; Polypteridae.